Molecule: messenger RNA, 5496 nt
Organism: Colias croceus (clouded yellow)
Lineage: Eukaryota; Metazoa; Arthropoda; Insecta; Lepidoptera; Pieridae
Gene: Wdr62
Product: mitogen-activated protein kinase-binding protein 1
Exons: 36
Coding region: 722-5116 (1464 amino acids)
Biological process (GO): regulation of mitotic cell cycle; mitotic spindle organization
Cellular component (GO): mitotic spindle
Molecular function (GO): protein binding
Source: RefSeq, a predicted model, not a curated record
AAUCACGGAUUCAAAAGAAUUUGUGUCGUCGGUUUAGCGGUGUUAUGUGUGCUGUGAUUUUUUAAGUUAUUUGAAUACAAUUCGAUAAUUGAAAAAUGUAACGUGAGAAUUAGGUUGUUUUUUAUUUUCAAUCAAUUCGAAUUUUGAAUUCUGUGCACAGUGAGUAACCGAUUACCGAAACAUAUUGUGGUAUUGAAGUGUUUUGGACAAAGAUUUUCGCGUUUAUAAUUAGGUUUUUAUCGUAAAUAGUUAUCGUUAUUUGUGAUUCUGGUGUAAGAUAAGCGUAAUUUGUUCAGGUUCGGCGGUGAGGGAGAGGGAAGCGAGUGUCGAGUCAAAAUGCAGAAUUCUUGAAACCGUCGCCGCGUUGACUCGUUUUUGUUUUAAUUACGACCGAAUAUAUAGGUAAAUGAAACGCGUUCCAUCGAAUUAUUAAUGUGAUAAAAGUUAUUCGCAGUGUUAUUCGUGUGAUAAAUACAUAACAUUCCGUUCAACAAAUGCUCAAAAUCGCGCGUGAAUGUGUUGCAAACAUUUAAAAAACAAAACAGUUCCUCAAAAUGGCUAGUGAUUUAACCAAAACGUCCAAGUGAAUUGUUAAUAGUGUUUAAUCGUGAAUAGUGAAGUGUUGUGUUUUCGCGUUAAAUGUUUGUUGUGUAUAAUCGAUCUGUUCGCGCGUUAUAUAUCAGCGCCAUCUAGCGUCGAGUAGUGAUGUUAAGUUGACGCGAUGGAAGCCGGUUUCAUACCGGUGGGUUCGCCGGGCGCGGGCGGGAGCGUUCCGCCGGCCGCCGUUAUGGCGCCACCGUCGAAUGUUGUUCGCGCGCCUGGGUUGAAGCGCGGGAAAAUGGAGGAGGCGAUUUCGGAUAGGAUCAAAUUGGAGACGGUGCUGGGUCUGACAGUGAGCAGCAAUGCAGCGUUGGACUGCGAUCCGAAUACCGAACUGGUGGCGUAUCCAGCUGGAUGCACAGUGGUACUGUACAACGUGCGCAAAAACCGCCAAUCGCACGUGCUGAACGCGUCACGCAAGAGCGUCACGUGCGUCGCGUUUUCUCCUGACGGCCGUUACCUAGCAACCGGGGAGUGUGGCCAUGCGCCUGCCGUGCGAGUUUGGGAUUUACAGGAUCCCAGUCAGUCUGGUGCAGUUCAGAUAGCGGAAUUUCCUGGUCACACUCAUGGAGUUAAUUGUGUGGCAUUCUCCACAUCGUCCAAAUACCUAGUAUCGGUGGGAUCGCAACAUGACAUGAUAGUCAAUGUGUGGGAUUGGAGAGCUAAUCUGAAAUUGGCUAGCAAUAAGGUAUCAUCCCGUGUAAAGGCGGUCAGUUUCUCGGAGAGUGGAAAUUACUUCGUCACGGUUGGCUUCCGGCAUGUCAAGUUCUGGUAUUUGGAAUAUUCUAGGAAUGCGAAGUUCAAAGAGCCUGUUCCACUCAUGGGUCGGUCCGCCAUACUCGGCGAGCAGAAAGACAACGAGUUCUGCGACGUUGUAUGUGGUCGGGGAGAAUGCGCCGGUAGUACGUACGCGAUCACACGCGGCGGGCUGCUGUGUGAGUUCAAUGAGAGGAGACUGUUGGAUAAAUGGGUGGAGUUACGGACAACAAGCGCGAACUGCAUGGCCAUCGGCUCGAACUACAUAUUCGUUGGUUGCGCGGAGGGCAUAGUGCGGUGUUUUGCCCCGGAUUCAUUACGAUAUGUCACCACUUUGCCCCGGACGCACUAUUUAGGGGUCGAUGUGGCCCAGGGCACGAAUAUUAAUCACAUGUUCAGCCAGCCUCCAAACGCAAGGUAUCCAGAUGCAAUCGCACUUACAUAUGACGAGAGGAAUCACAAACUGACGUGUGUGUACAACGAUCAUAGUUUGUAUGUCUGGGACGUUAGGGAUAUCAAACGGGUGGGCAAAUCCCACUCCGCGCUAUACCACUCAGCCUGUAUAUGGGGUGUAGACAUGGUGGGGGCAAAUGGACCCCUACCGGCCGGCACGUUCCUGACCUGUUCUAGCGAUGACACAGUGAGGUUGUGGAAUUUGAGACCGGAACAACCGAAUAUUUAUAGCAAUGAAUUGAACAAAGUGUUAUACAUAGAUCCCGAGCUAAAAUUCCUAAAGGACGUCGAUUUAACGGCUACGAGUGAUCGAGAUAAAUCCAAGACGUAUGAUGAUAAAAUUGGUGUGAGAUGUGUCCGUGUAUCCCCGUGCGGCAAGCACAUCGCAGCCGGAGACCGAGCCGGCAACAUCUGGAUCCACUCCAGCACUGGAAGUGGAACACCAGCUCACACGCUGGAGGCCCAUGAUGCGGAGGUGCUGUGCUUGGAGUACUCGGAGAGGCCGAGGCUGCUGGCUUCAGCGUCCCGGGAUAGGCUGAUACACGUGUUCCUGGUGGAUAAGGGUUACCAAAUCCUCCAAACGUUAGACGAACAUUCCUCAUCAAUAACAGCUGUGCGAUUCCUUAGCUCAAGCAGUGGAUUACAAAUGGUGUCCUGUGGAGCGGACAAAACCAUACUGUUUAGGCAGUUGAAGACGACGCAAGACGGUAGUUACCAAUUUGCAAGAGGUCAGAACGUAUCUGGUAGAACUACGCUCUAUGAUAUGGAGGUGGAUGCUGGAGGCAGGCAUAUACUUACUGCUUGUCAGGAUAGAAACGUUCGCGUAUACAGUGCAGCUCACGGGCGUCACACUAAAACCUUUAGAGGCACUACCGCUGAAGAUGGUACUUUGAUAAAGGUGGCACUAGACAGCAGUGGUAUAUACCUAGCAACAUCGAGCACAGAUAAAAUAUUAAGUGUGUAUGAUUAUUAUUCUGGCGAGUGUAUGGCAACUAUGUAUGGACAUUCCGAAAUUGUUACCGGUUUGAGGUUUACACCAGACUGCCAACACGUGGUAUCAGCAAGUGGCGACGGGUGCAUAUUCGUGUGGCGCGUGCCUCACGACAUGGUGGUCACUAUGCGGGCGAGACUCGCGCAACAGGCGAUACGGAUGGGCAGGAAAGUAACACCGUCAAACGGUAUGUCAGGCUUGGAAAGCGAAACAGAUUCGCACCUGGGCUCCCCGCCGCGGGAAAUACCGAAUGACGAUAAAUUCGCAGCGCCCGUUGUACCGGACUAUACGUUACGCAUAGGUCGUCUACCAUCAUGGGCUAAGAAGAGUCUAGGUGAUGACGUCAGCACUCCCGCCACACCACCUGAUCCCGCGCCGAGGGGAAAAUGGGCUUCGAGGGUUUUACCUGCAGAAAAAAGAGUAGACUCAGACGGGUCAAAAGACAGUUCGCUAGAUAGCGGUACUGACACUAGAUAUAUAGAGAAACGACGUGAGCAGGGUGUUAAACAGAGGCCGAAAUCGCUCAACCUGUCUCAACUGCCGCGCGUCGAGGCUCUGUUCAGGAACUUUGAUCGAACGAUGCGAGCCACGUACGAUAUAUUGACGAUAUCGCCGAGGGCAGAAAAGGUAACAAUAAAUAUAUCGAAAACGCGUACGCAGGAGACGCGUACGCGGCACCACACGGAUGACUCCUCACUUGGCAGUCUGAAGUUUGAGGACCAAGAAUCGACAGAACACGACGGAGACAUAGAAGACAUUUCAGACGGUGAAAGGACAUCGUCCUCUGAACGGGGGAAUAGACCGACUUACUAUCCUGGGAAUAACGAUGAUGAGACUCCUAGCGAAUUCAUGGUAACAGCAAUGGACGCUACAGAACUACGUCAAUCGAUGCGGCGUUCGAAACGCUGGGCGGGCGAAACGCCGCGUUUGGAAUUACCGCCCGCCACUUCGUUGAGCGGCUCGCCGCAUGACUCUGAGGAUGAUGAGGUAUCAACCCCCUCAGGGGACAACGGGGAUCGCAAUCCGCUGUCCGGUUCGUGCGAGUCGAUAGACACAGCCGGGAGGCGGGAGAAGUAUAUCAAAUCCGCGUUCGAUAGCUUGAGCGGUGUUGAUGUUGAUACUAGUGCACAAACAGGCCACAAUUCGUUAUCAUCGAAGCAUUUACGAGGACCGUCAUUACGACCGGACCCGGAAGCGGUUAGAAAAAGGGAAGAAUUGCAGAGGAGGAUAUUGGAAACUAGACGGCAGUUGGAGAGCGUGGCAUUCCGUUCUAACCUCAAAUCGAGUCAAUCCACGACAGAUUUAUCGUAUAUACCCGAAAAGGAUGGAUCGAAACGGAACAGACCAGUCUCUAUGGCCGUGCCAAGCAAUAGUCGACCUUAUGCGCGCACGCACCUCACGCCGCCGGAGCAAGAGAGCGAGACAGGUAUGCGUCGCGCUAUCUCACUCUCGGACCUCGCGGCCAAGCCAGUGCCGGCUCCGAGGACGCCGCAAGGCCAAACAAAACCCGCACAAACGAACGCGAACUCAAGUAAAUCGCCGAGCGGUUUCACACGACCGGCGCCGCGGUACAACAACAAGUCGAACAUGACGAGGAGCAACAGUGUUGGCGUGUUGAACCAGAGCGACUCAGAAUCCGAUCCCCAACCAUCCAGACAACGAGGCGGUGGGCUAAUGCGGCCAACAAUAAGUUCUAUGAAUAAACAAGCUACCAAUACAGCAAGGAGGCGGGGUCUAGCCAAUGCGUAUAGUACAGUUAACGUCGCCCGUUCGGAGUCGAGCUCUGAAGCCGAGGAACGAGAGACCCCGCGGCCGAGAGCUGCGAGCGCUGAUCGAGCUACUAGACGAUUGGGUCGCAGCGGCAGCAAUGGCGAUUUAUCAGCCAAAGCCCGCGAAGUGACGAACAGACUGACGAACACGACGAGACAGCGGCCGAAGGAAGUUGAGAAUAAUUUAUCAUCAUCACAACAAUGCAGCACGCUCACGGAACAACUGACGAAGACGGCCAGCAAAGUGGUUCAACUGUACCGUACGUUGCAAAGGGAACCGAACUCAGCGGCUGAGAUUAGUGGCUUAGAAGCAGCCAUUUUAGAAACUCAAAAGGUCCUUCGAGCGGCGAUACCCGGCGAACCAGAUAAUAGACAGAGGAUUGAUAAUUUAUUAUCUAAAGAAGGUCCAACAACCGGCAACCCAGCCAUAACCCUCAUUGAGCAAUACUCGGACAUAUUGCUCAACAUGAUGCAAAAUAAAAUGGUCAAUCAGUUCUCACAGAGCCCGCAAAGCCUUCCCGCGAGAGAACCCGGGGCGGAUAGCUAGUAUAGGAACUAAAUGUAUGGCAACACGAUAACUAGUAAAUGUGUUUAAUAUCAAAAUGGUUGACAACACUGGAUAGCGAGAAUUUUGAGAUAAUGAUGGCAACACUCAUGAGAAGUAGGAAAAUAAAAGUCAAUAUGUGAAAUUUGAGCUACUGAAAUAGGUCAAAUAAGAAAAUACAUAUAUCGUCAAUAUGUAAAUUUUAAUAGUUUUUAAAAAGUAAAAAAGACACUGUAUUAGCACAUGAGGCAACACUGAACUACAACUGCAAACUAAUUUUGAAAAUAGAUCGACAUUGAAAUUGUUUGAAAAAGAAAAAGAGACUACCUAUGUGAAAAACAGAAUUUUGAAUAUAGAAUGUUGUGUUUAUUCGAAAUCGAAAA